GCUGCGGUCCCUAGUUCUGACAGUCCCCUGUGGCCCACAGGUGGCACUGCUCGGGCUUCUUUCGGGCUGGGGAUGUCCGAGUCUCGGCGGAGAGGUUCUCCCAAGAAUACUGGGACCUUCAAUGGCAGGAGACGGAGUGAUCAGAAGACCGAGAUGAAUUUUAACACUAUUCUAGAAGAGAUUCUUAUUAAAAGGUCACAGCAGAAAAAGAAGACAUCACCCUUAAACUACAAAGAGAGACUUUUUGUGCUGACGAAGUCCAUGUUAACCUACUAUGAGGGCCGAGCAGAGAAAAAAUACAGAAAGGGAUUUAUUGAUGUUUCAAAAAUAAAGUGUGUGGAAAUAGUGAAGAAUGAUGACGGUGCCAUUCCCUGCCAAAAUAAAUACCCGUUUCAGGUUGUUCAUGAUGCCAACACACUUUACAUCUUUGCACCUAGUGCAUACAGCAGGGACCAGUGGGUGAAGAAGUUAAAAGAAGAAAUAAAGAACAACAACAAUAUAAUGAUUAAAUACCAUCCUAAAUUUUGGGCAGAUGGAAGUUAUCAGUGUUGUAGACAAACUGAAAAACUAGCACCUGGAUGUGAAAAAUAUAAUCUUCUUGAGAGUAGUAUCAGAAAAGCACUACCUCCAGCUCCAGAAACAAAGAAGCGAAGGCCUCCCCCACCAAUUCCACUGGAAGAAGAAGAUAACAGUGAAGAAAUAGUGGUAGCUAUGUAUGAUUUCUACGCGACAGAAGCACAUGAUCUCAGAUUGGAGAGGGGCCAGGAGUAUAUCGUAUUAGAAAAGAAUGAUGCUCAUUGGUGGAAAGCAAGAGACAAGUAUGGGAGUGAAGGAUAUAUCCCAAGUAAUUAUGUAACAGGAAAGAAAUCAAACAACUUAGAUCAAUAUGAAUGGUAUUGCAGAAAUAUGAACAGAAGCAAAGCAGAACAACUCCUCAGAAGUGAAGAUAAAGAAGGUGGUUUUAUGGUGAGGGAUUCCAGUCAACCGGGCAUGUACACAGUCUCCCUUUAUACAAAGUUUGGAGGAGAAGGCUCAUCAGGCUUCAGGCAUUAUCACAUAAAGGAAACAACCACCACCCCCAAGAAGUAUUAUCUGUCAGAAAAACAUGCAUUUGGUUCCAUCCCUGAGAUUGUUGAGUAUCAUAAGCACAAUGCAGCAGGACUUGUCACGCGGCUUCGGUACCCGGUUAGCACAAAGGGGAAGAACGCACCAACCACGGCGGGAUUCAGCUACGAAAAAUGGGAGAUCAACCCUUCGGAGCUGACCUUCAUGAGGGAAUUGGGGAGUGGACUGUUUGGAGUGGUGAGGCUUGGCAAGUGGCGAGCGCAGUACAAAGUAGCAAUCAAAGCUAUCCGGGAAGGCGCGAUGUGUGAGGAAGAUUUUAUAGAAGAAGCUAAAGUGAUGAUGAAACUGACACACCCGAAGUUAGUGCAGCUUUAUGGUGUGUGCACCCAGCAGAGACCAAUUUACAUCGUUACCGAGUUCAUGGAAAAGGGCUGCCUUCUGAAUUUCCUCCGACAGAGGCAAGGUCACUUUAACAGAGAUGUGCUGCUGAGCAUGUGUCAAGAUGUGUGUGAAGGGAUGGAGUACCUGGAGAGGAACAGCUUCAUCCACAGAGACCUGGCUGCCAGAAAUUGUCUAGUAAAUGAGGCGGGAGUGGUGAAGGUAUCUGACUUUGGAAUGGCCAGGUACGUCCUGGACGAUCAGUACACAAGCUCUUCCGGUGCUAAGUUUCCUGUGAAGUGGUGUCCACCUGAGGUGUUUAAUUACAGCCGCUUCAGCAGCAAGUCGGAUGUCUGGUCGUUUGGUGUCCUAAUGUGGGAAGUAUUCACUGAAGGCAGAAUGCCCUUUGAGAAGAACACCAACUAUGAAGUGGUAACCAUGGUUACUCACGGCCACCGACUCCACAGGCCGAAAUUGGCCUCCAAAUACAUAUACGAAGUGAUGCUGAGGUGUUGGCAGGAGAAACCAGAGGGAAGGCCUUCCUUUGAAGAUUUGCUGCGCACGAUAGAUGAACUAGUGGAGUGCGAAGACACUUUUGGAAGACAAGGAGUGUUGUGACCAGUGGCUUUCAGCUUCCAAAGCACAAGGAAGAAAUGGCACUUGGUGGAUAACUUAAUUUAUUUAGUACUUGGAUGUCUAGAUGGUUUUACUUAUAAAGUAACAACACCUAAAGCAUCUGCUUUUUGACCAUCCUUAGCUGCAUGACUGAAUCUUCCAGACUGAGGAGACGCUGCCUUAGAGAU
Molecule: messenger RNA, 2246 nt
Organism: Phyllostomus discolor (pale spear-nosed bat)
Lineage: Eukaryota; Metazoa; Chordata; Mammalia; Chiroptera; Phyllostomidae
Gene: TEC
Product: tec protein tyrosine kinase
Exons: 18
Coding region: 73-2061 (662 amino acids)
Biological process (GO): intracellular signal transduction; peptidyl-tyrosine autophosphorylation; adaptive immune response
Molecular function (GO): non-membrane spanning protein tyrosine kinase activity; ATP binding; protein binding
Source: RefSeq, a predicted model, not a curated record